GUAGACACAGGCCAGUAGAAGCCGCCGCCCACAGGAAUCAAACACGAGAGGGAAGGCCAUGCUCUGAUCCUGAUCCUGAAUCCCGAAUCCUGCAUCCAUCGGCCAGCAGGCGAUGAGCAUCGUGUUGUGCAUUGGCAAGGGCCAUGAUGAGCGGCCGGGGUGUAUGUGGACGGAAAAUCUGUCUACCCCAAGCCUCACGGCACCCAUGUCGGCUUACCACACUACUUACUCAACCAUGUCCUUAGUCACCCCGUCCGUCACACGCCACCACGACCUCGAGUGUCGCGCCAUCCGAGCCGCCAUGCCUGUCCCGCCAUCCUGGAUCCUACCAACACUCGAUUGUGCUAUCCAGCACUAUGCUACACGCUCGAUAGUGCCAUGUACCGCCUCUUCUUUCUCGUGCCACUUGGAAUGUGGCUCCUACGCGAAUCACCAAACGUCUCAUUAUCAGCAUCAUCCAUCAUCAUCAUCAUCAUCGACACCUCCACCACCAUCGCUCUUCAUCGCGUGCCACGACGCCUCAAACGCCUCGUCGCUUGCCCGCAUGCUUACCGAAGUCGCCGGUUGCACCAAACCCCCCAAUCAUUCCUCGUGGAUAUCUCAUCCGUCGUUGAUGGACAGAGGAGGGUGGGAGACAGGAAUGGGGGAAAUUAACCAAAAUAAAAACAAUGCAAUUCAAUUCCCAUAUGGUCCCUAAGGCCUCCUCCUUCCACUGCCACUUUCGGAGCCAAACAACCCAACGAUGCGGACAAUUUCCUCAUGACAGGGAACCGACGCAUGAUCUUCCGGGAGAAGAACCAGCCUGGUCGUGGCCCCAGCUGCCUGCCCCCAUCCAAUACGAGCUGCCACGCUGGCAAACCUGUACUCUAGUCCGUCAUCUCACCAUUCACCACCAGCAUCUGCCUGCCUGCCACCGCCCGCCCAGCACGUGGAGCGCAGGCAUGUAUCGUCUUGCCUUGCUUUGCUCUGCUGCUGUGGCCAAAACAAUCCCACACUCACCGCAUUGCAAAAAGAGUCAGUUCUUCAACAGCAAUCGACCUCCACUCGUCGACAAGAAUCUUGCCC
Molecule: messenger RNA, 1065 nt
Organism: Periconia digitata
Lineage: Eukaryota; Fungi; Ascomycota; Dothideomycetes; Pleosporales; Periconiaceae
Source: the annotation of a GenBank genome assembly